UUGGUUUAUGGGCUAAAACCCCGGACGGAAAACUAAACUCUGCUUAAACCUCUAGUCUCCGUUUGCCGAAGUACACAGUUCACACUGCUUUCGAGCUUUACAUAUAAACUUGGUUCUCUGCUCAAGUUUCAAACUUGAUAGCUAACAACAGGUAACAACAAAAGCUGUAAGCCCAUGUCAAGGUUGCCUUCCAUAUUCAAGAGCUAAGGGAGCUUUUCAGAAAUAAGUUGAACAGAGUAGAAUGGGGGUGCCAGAUGCCUCUGGGGACUUGUCAUCGGAGAUGGAGGUGGAUGCUUUCAGACACCUCUUCCCUCUUCGCUAUUUUGAGCGUCAUCUCUCAGAAUCUAUACGCCCAGAUGCAAGGCCUCUUGGAAGAGCUAGAGAUACAACAUUAGCCCUUGGGGCUGUUGCGUCUGCUCAUGGGUCAGCAUUGGCAAAGAUUGGUUCAACUACCAUGUUGGCUGCCAUAAAAAUGGAAGUGAUGACCCCUUCAACAGAGUCACCAGACGAGGGCUGCAUAGCUAUUGAUUUCCACAUGCCUCCAAUUUGUUCUCCAAUUGUUAGGCCUGGUAGGCCUGCUGAGGCAGCACCAGUGAUAUCGAAGCAAUUAUCUGAUACCAUAUCAAGUUCUGGCAUGAUUAAUCUAAAGGAACUGUCCUUGGUCAGUGGAAAAGCUGCCUGGAUGGCUUACCUGGACAUCUAUUGUUUGGAUGCUGAUGGUGCUCUUUUUGAUGCUGCACUACUUUCAGCUGUUGCCGCGUUCUCUCAUUUGCAAAUCCCCAUAGUUUCCUUAAAUGAUGAUGGAAAAAUAGUACUUGUAUUGGAGGAAGAUGAGGGAGCAAAAUUGGAGAAGGAGCCUGUCAACAAGGAAAAGAGGAAGCUCACACUGAGCAGCAUUCCAUUUUCAUUGACAUGCAUACUUCAUAAAAAUUACAUCUUGGCAGACCCCACUGCAGAGGAAGAGUCCAUCAUGGAAACUCUUGUAACUGUGGUUUUGGAUUCAUCUGCCAGACUUGUAUCUUUUUACAAGCCAGGUGGAUCAGUUUUUGCCUAUACAUCAGCUGUCAAGGAUUGCGUUGCGUUGACAAGGCAGAGAGUCAAGGAACUUCAAGAGAUUUUAGACGAGGCCAUUUCUGGUAUGGAGACCGACUAAGUUUCAUUUGAGAGGGAGUAAUUCUACAGUUUAAAAUACAAUGUUCAUUCUAUCUUCUUCCUACUGUGUAACGAGUGAUUCUGAAAGAGAUUUUUCGAGGUAAAAGUUAUUAGCGAAUUAUUACUCGUCAAUGAAGAGCUGUAGAUGACAUUUUCUUCCAUCUUUAUUACAAAUUACAAAAAAUACUAAAAGGACUCAACGAGCUAUUUACUUUGUAUUGUAUUGUGAGGUGAAAAACAGUAGAUUCAGACAAUGUAUUGGUCAUUUUGUCUUUCAUUGCACUUAACAAUUGCUUUGGAAGUGGGAGUAAAAUCAUCUUUUAUAAGGGAUCCAAAUGUUAUUUGUAAAUUUAUUGGAGGUAAUUUAGUUAUUUGCUUUUUAAAAUUUAUAGUAAAAAUAUUUUGUUGCCCUUAAAAGCUAAAAAAAAAUAGCCUUUCUUACAAGUGUUUUUGUGUAUUUUCCCAUUUAUUUGAACAGUUAAUUAAAGAUUGUACCCUUCAAAGCUCAAAAAUAUUAACCUCUGGGAAAGAGGGGUUUAUUCGUCUUUACAUAAUUUUUGCAUGGUAAAAUAAAACUGGCUUGGGAGGGUAUUUUUGUCUUUGCAAAUUGGUUUUUUUGUAAUAUUUAUAUCCUUGGAUCUUGUUUGAUAAUUUGCAUUAUUAAAAUAUUAAUAAAUCAAUUAAAGAAGUUGACAUGUAUUGUUCACGCAUCUGCACAUCAACGUUUCAUGCACCAUUCUAGAGGUGCGUGGGGUGUAUUCUAAUAGCUAAAAACUGUCAAUAAUCGUCUCAUCCAUCCGACGUGUUAGAUGGCGGUACAGUUGCUGGAGUGACAUGUGUGGUCAGGCUGGUGACAAUUUGGUGACAAUCAGCUGAGACUGUGCGGCUUGAUGCACGGACCAAAUUGUUGAACCCCAAGUGGUAUGAAGGAAUGAUGUCUAGCGGAUACGAGGGUGUUCGUGAAAUUGAAAACCGGCUAACAAACACUGUUGGAUGGAGUGCAACUUCAGGUCAAGUCGACAACUGGGUCUAUGAAGAGGCUAACUCAACCUUCAUCCAAGACGAGGAGAUGUUGAACAGACUCAUGAGCACCAACCCGAAUUCAUUUAGGAAGUUGGUGCAGACCUUUUUGGAAGCCAAUGGACGUGGGUACUGGGAAACUUCACAGGAGAACAUUGAGAAGUUGAGGCAGUUGUAUUCUGAAGUUGAAGACAAGAUUGAAGGUAUUGAUCGGUAAAUUGUAAAUGUACUGCUGGAAGGAUUUGCAAAUAUCAGUUAACAAUGUUUAUUUCCUGA
Messenger RNA from Populus trichocarpa (black cottonwood), 2448 nucleotides. RefSeq lists its product as uncharacterized. NCBI's taxonomy places the organism in Eukaryota, Viridiplantae, Streptophyta, Magnoliopsida, Malpighiales, Salicaceae. Gene Ontology annotation, biological process: TRAMP-dependent tRNA surveillance pathway; nuclear polyadenylation-dependent mRNA catabolic process; nuclear polyadenylation-dependent rRNA catabolic process. Bases 242 to 1153 code for a protein of 303 amino acids. Gene Ontology annotation, cellular component: cytoplasmic exosome (RNase complex); nuclear exosome (RNase complex). The record is from RefSeq and is a predicted model, not a curated record. The transcript has 9 exons.